AUGUUCGUCGCUGCCCUUUGGCCCGUUGCUCUCGGUGCCCUCGCAGUGCUAGCGACUGCUAAGCCGACGCGAACAUCCCCUCUUGCGAAACGCCAAGCACCAUCCGACAUUCGGUUCGUUACGACAGAUAAUGGAAGAUUCGUGGUUAAUGGGGCCCCAAUCAACUUUGUUGGGACCAAUGCCUACUGGCUUCAUACCCUGAACUCUGAGCAGGAUAUUGACUACACAUUGGGCAACAUCUCUGCUGCAGGUAUUAAGAUAGUCCGCACUUGGGCGUUUAAUGAAGUCACGUCUGUCCCUGAGACCGGGACAUGGUUCCAGUUAAUUAAAGACGACGGGACCGUUGAGAUCAACGAGGGACCCAAUGGCCUCCAAAAGCUGGACGCAGUCGUGAGGCUGGCUGAAAAGCAUAACAUCUACUUGCUUUUGGCCCUCACGAACAAUUGGAGCCCCGACCCGCUCUUCGACGACAUCACGAUUGGUGCAGGCCCUGUUCGCCGCUCGGAUAUCACCCCACCAGCGAACGGAAGUCUACCGAGAAACUUCCUCAGCAACGACUAUGGUGGAAUGGAUACCUAUGUACGACAGUUCGGAUUGGAUAAUCACGACGAAUUCUAUACGAACCCCAAAGUUAUCAACGCCUUCAAGAAUUUUACUGCUACGAUUGCUAAACGAUACACCAAUAGCCCGGCUGUCUUCGGCUGGGAGCUGGCGAACGACGCGCGCUGCAGCUCAACCGUUGGAGCUACCACUUGCAAUCCAAAGGUUAUUACCAAAUGGCAUUCGAAUAUCGCCCAACAUAUCAAGGAAGUAGACCCUAACCAUCUGGUUGCUUCUGGGAUUAUUCAAGACCGUCUCGCCGCCCGCAAGCGCAACAUGAAACGCAACAAGACCAAAGGAGGUGUCAAAAUCCGAGGCCGAUGGACUUCUAGUGACAUUUUGAACAUUCCCGAAAUCAGCUUCUCCUCUUUCCAACUAUUCCCCGACCAGAAUGAAUACGGCCAACCCGACCCGGAUUUGUCUGAUUUCGAGAACACCAUGCAGCGUGGUGUAGAAUGGAUCCAAUAUCACGCCGAAUCUGCCCUUGCUUUCGGCAAGCCUGCUACCCUAAAUGGAUUUGGUCUGGUCACCCAAGAGCAUGUUCCUAACUAUGUCCCGUUCAACAGCUCGGAAGCUCCUUAUGCUUCGGACAAGGAGCAACCGUAUGGAGUCACCAACGAACAGCGUGAUGAAGCCUUCUCCACCUGGUUGAAUGUUGGUUUCAGGAGCGGACUUUCCAGUAUGAUUCACUAUCAAUGGGGUCAAACCGGAUUGACUGUGCAGCCUGGAACCACGGUAUCACAGUCUGUCCCUGGAACUGGUCUUGUCGAGAACGAUGGUAUCACUGGCGUCUCUCCUAACGACGGUUACUCUUCCAAUGGUGUUGGACGAGAUUCUGUCAUUGAGGUUCUUCAAGAGAGUGUUCAAGAAUACGCAUCGGAUUCCACCCUUCGAUGA
Molecule: messenger RNA, 1497 nt
Organism: Coprinopsis cinerea okayama7#130
Lineage: Eukaryota; Fungi; Basidiomycota; Agaricomycetes; Agaricales; Psathyrellaceae
Product: beta-mannase
Exons: 10
Coding region: 1-1497 (498 amino acids)
Molecular function (GO): hydrolase activity, hydrolyzing O-glycosyl compounds
Source: RefSeq, a predicted model, not a curated record